This is a messenger RNA of Rhodamnia argentea, 384 nucleotides long. RefSeq names its product cysteine proteinase inhibitor 5-like. Lineage: Eukaryota; Viridiplantae; Streptophyta; Magnoliopsida; Myrtales; Myrtaceae. The transcript has a single exon. The record is from RefSeq and is a predicted model, not a curated record. Gene Ontology annotation, molecular function: cysteine-type endopeptidase inhibitor activity. Bases 28 to 384 code for a protein of 118 amino acids.
ACCAUCAUCAAGCGAAAAACAACUACAAUGAGACCUCAAAUGAUCCUCCUCCUAACGAUCUUCCUCGCCGUCCUCCCUCUCGCGGCCAUCGCCACCGUCAGCCGGAAGCCUGCGGCCGGAGCCUGGGAGCCGAUCAAGGACGUGCACGAUCCGCACGUCCAGGCGAUCGGCCGGUUCGCGGUCGGCGCAUUCAACAGCAAGCACCACGCCCAGCUCGUUUUCAAAGACAUCAGAAGAGGGGAGACUCAAGCCGAUCACGGCACCAAGUAUUUCCUGCAUCUCCUCGUGGCCCAGCCAUCGUCGCCGUGUUACGCGGCCCUCGUACUAGAGAAGCCAGGGAAGCAGCCCUUGGAGCUUUUGUCCUUCGAGGGCGAUACUUGCUGA